AGCGGAUGUGAGCGAGAAAAAAUCGGAAGAUAACAGAGCGGACACAAUUAUAAUAGCAGUGAAUGGUACGAUACAAUAGAGUGAUGGCAGAUGACCCCGCCCUGCUCCCACAUGAUGUUGACACUGACAGACAGAGGUUCCCUCAUGCUGUGGUCUGGACUCCGCUCCCCCUCCUCAGCUGGCUGUUCCCCCUGAUCGGGCACACUGGUAUCUGCACUACAGAGGGUGUUAUCAACGACUUUGCGGGUCCCUACACCGUCACUGUGGACAACAUGGCCUUUGGUGACACCACUAAGUACUGGCAGUUAGAUCUUAGUAAGGUGGGAGACGUGGAGUGGGAUGAGGCUGUGACAAAGGCUUCUCAGGAGUAUCGCAACAGGAUGCACAAUAUAUGUUGUGACAACUGUCACUCGCAUGUAGCAUACGCUAUGAACCUGAUGAAGUACGAUGGGAAAAGUAACUGGAAUAUGGUUCACAUUGCUAUCUAUCUGCUCAUUUACGGAAAAUAUACUGGAUUCGGUGGAUUUUUGAAGACUUGGUUACCUUUUAUUUUGGUGGUUGCCGUGAUUCUGAUUGUUAUCUUUGUGUUUUGAAGAGUUUGUCUUGACCCAAAAAAAGAGGAAUCCAACGAGAGGGAUGAAUGUUAUGUCGUAUGAUAUUUUUACCUUGACUAGAAUUUGGGUAAAAGUAGGUGGUAAAUAUAUGAAAGUUGGAGUAGAUCGAAUAUAUUUAUCUCUUAAUAGAAUUUAGCUCGCUAUCAUAAUUCUAGUAUAAUGGUUCUUAAAUCUUUAAAUCUGGGUCCUCACUCCUCGAUUUUGAUUUCGUUUAAACUUGUUUAUUAUAUAGUUAACAUAAUACAAUUAUGCUUAUUAUAUUCUACUAGUAUAGUUAAAUGUUACUUUCAGAUAGAUUUUUUGUAAUAUAAUCAAAUAUACAUAACAAACUUACUCAGUCACUUACUGUGAUGCUAAAACCUUAACAAGAGAUAUAAUAAAACACUUACUCUCUAGUGAUUUUUAUUUGAUAUUAUUAUUUGAAUUCGAAGUUGUAAAUUAUACGUAGUAUUCGAAUUAAAAAAUGCUCGGGAAAAGAGAGCAGUUUCAGAAGUUUAGGUUAAACAUUUAACAGUUCUUGCUUUUGAAUUUAUCUGCUGUUAUCAUUUGAAAUUGAAUUUCGUAACGA
Molecule: messenger RNA, 1182 nt
Organism: Bolinopsis microptera
Lineage: Eukaryota; Metazoa; Ctenophora; Tentaculata; Lobata; Bolinopsidae
Product: transmembrane protein 222-like
Exons: 4
Coding region: 63-593 (176 amino acids)
Source: RefSeq, a predicted model, not a curated record